UUCAUCAUGCAACACCUCGGUCUUCUACUCUUGAUGUUCAGUACACUGUUAUACUCUAGUGUCAGUCAAGGAAGUGUCACUCUGAUCAUCAUUCCCAACAGAGCUCAGUUCUUUGAGUAUGAGUCUGUCUCUCUGAGAUGUGAGGUUCAGGGAAACUCUGCUGGAUGGAAACUGAAGAGAUACACAUUGACUGGAAGGCUUUCAGAUUGUGGAACAGACUGGGGAAAACAACAAGUAUCUUCAUGUGUCAUGUCUGUAAUGUCAUUUGACAGUGGAGUGUACUGGUGGGAGUCUUGGUCUGGAAAACACAGCAAUGCUGUCAACAUCACAGUACAUAAUGGUCCUGUGAUCAUGGAAAGCCCUGCCCUUCCUGUGACUGAAGGACUUUCUGUGACUCUGAACUGCAGAUAUCAGGGAACUCCCUCUAACCACACAGUUGAUUUCUACAAAGAUGGAUCUCUCAUCAGGACAGAGACUAAAGGAGAGAUGACCAUCCCUGCAGUAUCUCAGUCAGAUCAAGGACUUUACAGCUGUAGACACCCUGAACUAGGAAGAUCUCCAGAGAGCAGGAUGACUGUGACAGAUCUCUCCCCUCCAGCCUCUCUGAUCAUCAGUCCCAACCGAUCUCAGUUCUUUCAAUAUGAAUCUGUCUCUCUGAGCUGUGACGUUCAGGGGAACUCUUCCGGAUGGGGACUGAAGAGAUUCACAGUGACUGGAAGGCUUUCAGAUUGUGGAACCGACUGGGGAAAACAUCAAAGAUCUGCCUGCAUCAUAACUGUAAUGUCAUUUGACAGUGGAGUGUACUGGUGUGAGUCUUGGUCUGGAAAACACAGCAAUGCUGUCAACAUGAAUGUACAUGAUGGUCCUGUGAUCCUGGAGAGCCCUGCUCUUCCUGUGACUGAAGGACUUUCUGUGACUCUGAACUGCAGAUAUCAGGGAACUCCAUCUAACCACACAGUUGAUUUCUACAAAGAUGGAUCUCUCAUCAGGACAGAAACUAAAGGAGAGAUGACCAUCCCUGCAGUAUCUCAGUCAGAUCAAGGACUUUUCAGCUGUAGACACCCUGAACUUGGAAGAUCUCCAGAGAGCAGGAUGACUGUGACAGAUACGAAUCAAUUAUCAAUGUUCUUUCCAGAUCCAGCUUUCACCCCAACUCCAGCCAUCCCAGAGAUGUCCAUGUCUCUGUCCAGACUGCUGUGUAGUCUACUGGUGGUGUCUCCCUACCUGCUGGUGACCACUGUACUGAUGUUGAAAUGCUACAGGUACAGAAGCAGAGCUAAACGUGACAGCCCUUCAGCGACAUAAUUUUUUUAACUGGCAUUUGUAAGGUCUGUUUUGCGUGGCACAGCGGCUCCCCUUUCUCUCCCGAGCUCCCCCUCAUCGGCGUACAUAUUAACCACCAGCAGGAGAGUGUUGGCAGCAGCGCAUCCCGAGGACAUGUUUCCUAUUGCUGGUUAGUUGUGUUUAUAUUCUGUUGUUCACCUACUGUACCUCACAGAUUAUGCGCCUGUCGUUAACCAUGUUGGUGCGCUUCGCAUUUAUUCAUUCAAGUAAAAG
Messenger RNA from Esox lucius (northern pike), 1557 nucleotides. Its product is annotated as Fc receptor-like protein 5. Bases 7 to 1305 code for a protein of 432 amino acids. NCBI's taxonomy places the organism in Eukaryota, Metazoa, Chordata, Actinopteri, Esociformes, Esocidae. Gene Ontology annotation, molecular function: transmembrane signaling receptor activity. The record is from RefSeq and is a predicted model, not a curated record. Gene Ontology annotation, biological process: cell surface receptor signaling pathway. The transcript is spliced from 6 exons.